AUGGUAGCGGAGCAGAUGCAUCAGACAACCAUCUCCAAAUUGCUCUCACAACAAGCAUUGAAAAAUGAAAGAGUCCUGAUUCUGAAAAACAAAACGUCACCUGCAACGAAUGUCGCCUUUGAACUGACCUCGUUUCCCUCCUGGUCUAGGCAUUGUCUUCGUCGAACACCAGCCCGUGUCCUGGGCUCACUACACUCGGUUCCCACCACAUUCACAGCUCGGUCAAGGUGUCUUGCUAUCUAUGAAAUUUCAAAUAUCCGAAUCCAGACGGCACAUAUUGCAGCUUCCCAAAUUCGAUUGAACUCAUCCCAGAGCACUUCAUUGCCUCGGUCUGGCACAAGUGAACAGACAGAGUACGAUCAGCAGACGCAACGCAUUGCAGGGGAAACAACACAAGCGCCUCGAGCUGAAUCCUCGACGCAAAAUUUGCCAUCUGCCAAGACGACCGAGAACGCUCAUAAGGUCAAAAUUCCUCCCAACGAGACAGUAUACAUCGGGAAUCUCUUUUACGACAUCACCGCCGAAGAUCUAAGGAAACACAUGGAGAAGUUUGGUACUGUCCUACACACAAUGAUUGUCCAUGAUAAUCGGGGCCUCAGCAAAGGCUUUGGCUAUGUCCAAUUUAAUACUAUCGAAGAAGCAACCGCUGCGGUCGAAGGCAUGCACUCCACAAUUAUGGAGGGCCGCCAAGUAGUCGCACACUACGCCCGCAGCCACUUCAAUUACCAGCGCGCAUCCUAUCCACCGACUGAAACGCUCUUCAUCGGCAGCCUUCCCCUCGAAAUGACAGACCGCGAUUUGCAGGACCUCUUCUACGAUGUGAAGAAUUUGACCGAUGUUCGCAUCCCCGUUGACCGACGAUCCGGAAUGCCCCGAGGCUUUGCGCAUGUGGAAUUCAUCGAUACCGAAGCGGCCAUGCAAGCUAUGGAGAUUCUGGCGAGGAAAAGGCCCUAUGGGCGAAAGCUGGUCGUCACAUUUGCGGAAAGAAAACGAGUCGGCAUGAUGAAGCCUAGGCCGGAAGCCAUUGAUCGGGAACAGGUUAAAGCAGAGGCGGCUGCGAGAAGGAGAGAUCGGGCUAGACGGGAAGCCGAGGAGGCCGAGAAGGCAUUGGAGAACGAGAUGCUGUCGGCCGAGGAAGCGAAGCCGGACGGACUGCCGCUGCCGGAGAAAGGAAAGGCGUAG
Molecule: messenger RNA, 1182 nt
Organism: Penicillium oxalicum
Lineage: Eukaryota; Fungi; Ascomycota; Eurotiomycetes; Eurotiales; Aspergillaceae
Product: nucleic acid-binding protein
Exons: 3
Coding region: 1-1182 (393 amino acids)
Molecular function (GO): RNA binding
Source: RefSeq, a predicted model, not a curated record